CCACCAUUUCCAUCUGAUGAACCACCACUGAAUCAUGUCCUUCCGAACCCGCGCCUCCUCCUUCACCCGCCUCCUCCUCCGCCGAAACCCUAGAUCCUCCUCAUCCCUCCGUCAAAUCUCCACUCUCAACACCUCAUCAUCCACAUUCCCCAGGCACAUCUCCCCAUGGAUCUCAUCCUCCCAUAACCACCACCACCACCACCGCCGCUUCUCCUCCUCCUCCUCCUCCGCAUCCACAAUCUCCCCCGCCGAAGCCGACAGAGUAAUCCGCGACCUCCUAACCGAAGUCGAGAAAGAAAAGCAGCGCGAGAGAGAAGAUCGGCAACGCCAAGGCCUCGACUGCAAAGACAUCGACGCCGAAGACGAAGAGGAUCACCUCGGGAUCACCCCGUUCAUCGAGAAACUCAAAAAACAAAACCUAAAAGACGAAAACAGCUCCGAACUCAACCGCCGCGAGGAGUCCUCCGACUCCGAUAGCGAGCUCGACGAAGUGGACUGGGAAGAGGAACGGAAGAAGGAGAACAUCUUCAACAAGAAGUUCCAACGGCACAAGGAGCUUCUCCAAACGCUAACGAAGUCCGAGACGCUUGACGAGGCCUACAAGUGGAUGACGAAGCUGGAUAAGUUCGAGGAGAAGCAUUUCAGCCUCGGGCCGGAGUAUAGAGUCAUCGGGGAGCUGAUGAAUCGGUUGAGAGUCGCGGAAGGGAAAGAGAAGUUUAUGCUUCAGCAGAAGAUUAAUAGAGGGAUGAGGCUCGUUGAGUGGAGAGAGGCUUUUGAUCCUAACAACCCUGCGAAUUACGGAGUUAUUGAGCGUGAUAAUGUUCAGAACGCUGGGGAGGAGAAGGAGGAGCGUCUUGUUGGUAAGGAGGAGAGUGGUGAUGGUGGGGAUGAGGAGGAAGAGGAGUUUGAUGAUAUGAAGGAGAGGGAUGAUAUUUUGUUGGAGAAGUUGAAUGUGAUUGAUAAGAAGCUUGAGAGUAAGUUGUCUGAGCUUGAUCAUACGUUUGGGAAGAAAGGGAAGAGGUUGGAAGAGGAGAUUAGGGAUUUGGCUGAGGAGAGAAAUGCUUUGACUGAGAAGAAAAGACAACCUUUAUACAGAAAAGGAUAUGAUGUGCAUGUAAUUGAUGUUAAGAAAGUUGCCAAGGUUACAAAGGGUGGUAGGGUUGAAAGGUACACUGCUUUGAUGGUCUGCGGGAACUACGAAGGUGUAAUUGGGUACGCAAAAGCAAAAGCUGAAACCGGCCAGGCUGCAAUGCAGAAGGCAUAUGAGAAAUGCUUUCAGAAUCUACAUUACAUAGAACGUCAUGAGGAGCACACCAUUGCACACGCAAUACAGACUUCUUACAAGAAAACUAAGUUAUAUUUAUGGCCUGCACCAACAACAACGGGAAUGAAAGCUGGGAGAGUUGUGAAAACAAUGUUGCUCCUUGCGGGGUUCAAGAACAUCAAAUCUAAGGUGAUUGGUUCAAGGAAUUCAUACAACACAGUUAAAGCAGUAUUGAAGGCGUUAAAUGCGGUGGAAACGCCCAAGGAUGUUCAAGAAAAGUUUGGCCGGACAGUUGUCGAGAAAUAUCUACUGUGAGAGCCUUCGAUUUUUGUUGUUGAGUUUUGGAUCAAAUGAUAUGUUUCGUUUUUGGAUUAGCGGAGGGAGUUUAUUACUCUACAAUAGAAAUUUUCCUUCUAUUGUUUUGGUUAAAAAUAAAUGUAGUAAAAUACACGAUCCUUUCACUCAAAUGUGUAAACCUUCGUUAAGAGUCUGAAGCUUGUGUUUUGUUUCCUCAAUUCAUUCAUUAUAUAAUAGAUGGUAGAAAUUAUACAGUUCGGUUAUUGAUAUGUACAAUUGCUUUUUUUACCUAUGUGAACUAGAUUUUAUUGAAGA
This is a messenger RNA of Eruca vesicaria subsp. sativa (arugula), 1876 nucleotides long. NCBI's taxonomy places the organism in Eukaryota, Viridiplantae, Streptophyta, Magnoliopsida, Brassicales, Brassicaceae. The record is from the annotation of a GenBank genome assembly.